AUAUAAAGAAUAAAGAAUAAUUGUUUGUUCCAACCCUACGAUGGGCAUUUAUACUGUUGCAAUCAUUAUUGUAACGUAAAACAAAAAAAUGUUAAGGUAAGUGGUUCUACAUUAUUUUCUUUAUUCUACUGUCAUCGAUGGGUAAUUAUUAACAUUGGGAUCCAGGGUCUUUGGCUGGCUAGCGUCUGUGUUGCCAAGGGAACGGCCAAGCAACAUUCGGUGUCCAUGGUAACGGGCCGUAAGUGGACGUCUCCAUGGGAAUGGAUUGAGAUUGCAGCAGUCGCUCCUAAACUUUCGUGCUUUAAAAGGUUCCGGCAGAGGUGAACUUUUUUUUUUUAGCUCUCUGUGCAGGUGCAGCGGCAGUAUCUUUUAACAUCUAUUUUAACAUCUAUUUUAAUAUUGUUUUAACAGCCGUACAAUAUAAGCCCUGAGCAACAGUUUGACCUAGCAACUAGCAUUUAGCUCAUUAGCAGGAUUUUGAUUAGAGAGAACGUGUAAAAUGAGUUUCAGGUGGGAACCAAGUGCUGAUUCACCACGACUGGAGGCUGUGAUUCAGAAACUGGAAGAAUCUUUCCUUCAGUCUGACAGCAGCUCAGAGGUGACAAGUUUUUCAGUUCAAGACGAUGGACACGACACUGAUUUUAGGCCCUUGCCUGCCUCCACAAGAAUCCACCACAGCAUCACACGCGGAGCCGCUGAGCUGCCACCUAGUGAGAGAUCUGAGGACGGUGACCAGCUGGGGAGAAGGUCCUUGAGGGAGCCAGUGUGUCUUAGCGAGAUGGACUAUGAACACACACCAGACAAACAGACCAGCGUCACAGAUCUGGUUGAUCAAAUGCUAACGCUACACGCUGCGGACUCAGACCAAGAGAGUGUGUUUCUACAAAACAAGGAGAGAGCUUACAGCCAAAGGUUGCAGCUCUACCAGGAAGCCCAGGGCAGACAAGCUCAACUCGUCGAGAAGCUGCAGACUAAGGUUCUACAGUACAAAAAGAGAUGUGGAGAGCUGGAGGAGCUGGCUCUGGAGAAAACGUCAGAUUUAGAGAAGAUGCGACUGUUGCUGCAGACUCACCUGGACAGAGCUCAGCGUCAACAGCAAACAGAGCAGGAUCUCAAUACUGCUAUAGAAAAGAAGUGUUUUCAGCUGGAGGAGGAGCAGAAAAGGUGUGCCAGUCUCAGCCGGGUGAACUCCGUGCUGAGGGAACAGCUGGAGCAGGCGGGCACCGUCAACCAGGAGCUAACGGAGAGCUUGUGGAAGGUCCAAGAAGACGUGGAGUUGUGGGGUAACCAUCUGCAGAAAGAGCAGGAGACUCGUGCCCCUCGGCUGACUCGUGAACAGCCCCGUGUCAAAGUGCUGUGGCGCCAAGCCUCCUCCCUGCAGUGCUCUUUUACGCAUCUGAGGACGUUCACUGACAGGACUCUGUCUGACAUGCGAGGGGAGUUCGUCGCCGUCAGACAGCAGCUGAGGUCCGUGUGCAUGAGCUUAGAGGCCAGAGCGGUGCAGAACAGCACCUCUAGUGGUGCAGAAAUCUCAGCGCUGGAAAAGCAGCUGAGGGACAAGUUAAAAGAGGCCCUGCAACAUCAGAGUCAAUGGGAUACAGAAAAAGUCCGUCUCAACUCCAGAAUCCUGGAGCUGUCGGACACGGUGAAGCACCUCCGCGGCCGGAACAAUGAGAAGGACGCCAGCCUCGCAGCCGCGCACGUCAGUCUGGACACGAUGGAGAAGAGGAGAACAGAGGACAAAGCAGACAUGAAGGACCUUCGCACAGAGAUCCAGACUCUCCAAAAGAUUUUAAGCCAAGUUCACAAGUUGGUUGGAGGGAAGGGCUCUGAUAACUCUUUAGCUCAGCCUGACUGGUCUGCUCUGAAGAAUAAUACCGUAAUGGCUGUGCAGAGUGCACUCUCUAAACACCAAAAACAAGCACAGGAUCUACGUGGUUGUCUGGAUGCAGCGCUGGAGCAAGUGGACGAUCUGCGCCGUCACCUACAGGAGAGAGACUCGGAGAAGAGGGAACUUGAGCUGAAGGUCCAGGAAGUGUUACGGGAAAGUCAGGAGGCGAAGACAUCGCUGGCGGAAAGCAUCCGAGACAGCAGCAGAUAUUGCCGCUCUCUGGAGCUCAUCUCCAGUGAGAAGGACAGUCAAGAGAAGCUGGUGUCAGGACUGCAGCAGGAGGUGGACUCCCAGCGUGCCGAGCUGGAGGCGCUGCAGGGCUCCUCGCUGGAGCUUCAGAGAACGCAGGACUUCCUGAUGCAACAGAGGGAGGAUCUUGAGAUGCAGCUGACACGCCAGCAAACAGAGGCCCAGAGAGGCAAAAGUAGCCUCGAGGAGCUGGAAGAGAAGCACUCUCAGCUGCGUAGGGAGCUGGUGACAGUGAAGGAGAACCUAAAUCAAAUAACUCUGCAAAAGGAGGUUUUGGAGGAGGACAAGGCCAGUCUUUCUCUGGCUGUUAGCAAGCUGGAGUCACAGGGAUCGGCACAGGAAGUAGCAAUUACCAAACUGCAGAGUCAGGAAGCAAAUCUGAAAAACUCUCUGUCCAAAAUGGUUGUUCUCAGCAAAGGCUUGGCCAAAGACAAAGUGGAACUCAAUCGCAUCCUUCUGCAGAAGGAAGGUGAGAAGGCCGAGCUGGAUGAGCGCAGACGUGAAGCCGAGGUGGAGCGGGCAGCGGCCAGGGAGGAGACGGCACGGGUGCAGCAGGAGAUAAUGAAUCUCCUCGCUGAGAAACAAGUCCUCGACAGCUCCCACAGCCACAUGCACAAUCUCUGCCAGAAGCUAGAGGCAGAGCUAAGCCUCUUGCAGAGGGAAAAAACUCAGGCCCUGGAACAGCAUUCACAGGUGACCAGACAGAUGCAGGUCAUUUCAGAGGAGCUGUAUGUCUGCAAGAAAGAGCUUGAAACCAAGUCCACCUCCUUGAAGAGAGCUACUCAGGACAGGGAAGAGCUGGCUAAGGAAAAGGCUGCUCUGGAUGUCAACCUGAACUCCACUGAACGGAAGGCCUACGGCCUCAUGCAGGAGCUGGUUGCACUCAGAGCAGAGAAGGAGUCCCUAGAGGCCGCUCUGUUUGAAAGCCAGGCUGAGAACACCAGGAUAGAGGAGGAGAAGCACGGGCUGCUCCUGACUAACGAGGCCUUGACGCGUGAUUCUGCCUGCAAGCGUGUCGAAGCUGAACAGCAGUUGGCACAGGCCGCAGAAAAAGAAAAAACACUGGUGGAAAAGUUGACCCAAUCGGAGAGGCAAGCCCGAGUGACCCUGAACAAGAUGGAAGAAAUACACAGAGAUCAACUUGAGACCGAACGCCAGAAACAUGAGCGGCGGUGCGUGGAGCUGAGGUUUCAGUGGGAGCAGGCUGAGGAGCAGCUGCGGAGACAGUGUCAGGAGCAGCGUGUGUGCAGCCAGCAGGAGCUGCAACAGGUGCAAGAGGAGCAGGCCAAACUUCAACAGGACUUUAAUAAAAGGCUUCUGCAGGCUGAGAGUGAAAAGCAACAGGCUCUGUCCCAGAAGGAGGCUGAGAAGGCUGCCCUCACAGAGAGGUUUACAGCCCUGCAGCAUGACUUGGCCACAGCACACAGUGAGCUGGAGCACACCAAGAGGGAGUCACUCAGCAAACAUGAGCAGGAUAAGAAUGUAAUUGCUGCCCUUCGGUAUGAGCUGAAGGAGUUACGGACGGAGUUUGAAGAGUCUUUGAACUCCCAUGAAAAUACAAAAAAAAGUUUUGCCGAGCAGGUCAGGGAGUUGAACAAACAGAGAGAACACGCAGAGAAGGAGUUGGAAGGCCUUCGCCAGCAGACGCAGGCCGCGCAGGAUGCGCUCGUGAAAGGGCAGCAGGAGUUAAUUGAGCUUCACAGAGAACUCCAAGAGUGUGCACAGGAAAGGGACAGACAACGGAAAGAAGCUCUGGACCAGAGACGACUUUUAGGAGACGAGAGCAGGGAGCGAGAGGCCGUUCAAAGCUCCAACCAGGAGCUCCGAGUCUUCGUCAAGAGAGCGGAGAGCGAGAACAAAAGCCUAAAACGAGCCUUGGAGGAGAGGAAUCAAAAAGUGGCCGUGUUAGAGGAAUGUCGAAGCUCCAUGGAUCAAGAGGCAAACGCUUUACGGAGCAGUGUGCGAGAUCUGGAGAAGACUCGUCUGCAAGCACGCAGAGACCUGCAGGAGCUGCGCAGACAGGUGAAGAUCCUUGAAAGUGAGAGCAGCCGGCAGAAGCAAGAGCUGCAGGAGCUGCAGGCUCGACUUUUUCAGGAGGAGCGCAAGGAGGAAGAGGCGCGUCGCGAGGCUUUUAGUCUGAGGCAGAAAGUGCUGGAGUGUGAGGCAGGAAGAGAUGCAGCACUGAAUGAGGUCGCAGUUCUUCAGUGUCAUCUGUUAGAAAUGGAGUCCAAGGAGCAGCAGAGUCAGGAGCUGCUGCAGGAGAAAGAGGCUUUCCUGCAGCAGAGCGGACAACAACAUAGGGACACGUACACCCAGAUGAAGGACGCGUUAGAAAAUGCCAAGGACCAGGUCAGGAAGUUGACCGCACGGGUUGUCCUGAGUGAACAAAAAUGUGAAGCCCUGCAACGGCAGCUUAACCAAAGUGAGGCUAAGUCUAAGGACCUGGAUCUGAAGUUGACCCGGUUGUGUUCAGCAGUUCGCCUCACAGUUCACAAAGAUGGGGCCGGUAACGUGACAGGUGGAACCGUCUUGUCUAUAUCUGAUGGUGAAGAGGAGGAGCUGGACAUUGAUGCAGUACACACAAUUCUGCAGGAAUUCCAGCAGGAAUUCAGGGAAGCACAAAGGAAAAAGGAUGAAGCCAAGUCUCAGGUGCUCAGCCUGAGUGAGCAGGUGUCAAACCUCACAGACAGCCAACAUAAGUCAAGCUCUCAAAUACUGCAACUGCAGGACUCCUUGAAACAGUCAGAGACUGGUCGAAAAGAGAUAGAAAAACAAAUGCGUGACCUGCACCUGUCGCUUUCCUUUCACAAGGAAGUGGCUUGUCGCACCGAGGGAGAGAAAAGAAGCCUUGAGGAGAAGAUUGCAACGCUCAGGAAUAGUCUGCAAACUGCUGAGUCAGAAUCCAGGGUACAACAGGAUAAGUUGGAGCUCUUGCAGAACUUGGAAUCUCACGCGAACAUGGAACGUCGGAAGCUGAAAGAGUCCCUGGAGGCGGCAGAAAACAGAGCCAGCAGCCUGGAGCUGACGCAGUGCACGCUCGAGGGCGAACUGCACCGAGCGCGACUCCGGGCGGCAGAGCUGGACGCGGAGUCCGGGGCACUGCAGGAAAGGCUGAUGGAGCUGAGAAAGAAGCUGGAGGAGAGCGAGGACCAGUGUGCAGCGCUGAGGAUCAGCGAAGAGAGGCUGACCCUGUCGCUGGCUCGAAACGAGCAGCACGAAGGUCAACUGAGAGAGCAGAUCCACAAACUGUCCCAGUCGCUCAGUGACAACCGGAGCGGCAGCGAGGUCCUGGAGGAACAGAUGACCCAGCUGCACAGGGCUCUGACGUGCAGUGAGCAGGACAGAAGGCUGCUGCAGGAACGCCUGGAUAAGAUGCGAGAUUCCCUCUCAGAGAGUAAAAAACUAAACCACACGCUGACUGAACACAACCAGAACCUUGAGAGAAACAACGAGGAUGCCGGGCUUAAAAUGUCUGAGCUGGAGAAACAGAACAGUUCACUGAAGGAGGGCCUGAAGCAGCAGCAGAAGGCUGGAGUACAGGCUCAAGGCUGCUCCCAACAGCUGCAGCAAGAAAAGGAGGAACUCCAGCGCAAGGUCAACAGUCUGCAGGGCACUUUGAAAAAGCUGCAGAAAGACCGAGGCGAGAUGGAGAGGGUGCUCUGCCGCCUCGGUAAAGAAAGGUCCGCCCUCAGAAAAACGUUGGAGAAGGUAGAGAUGGAAAGGCUGAGAAAAGAGGAAGAGGCAACAUCCGCAGCCAAAGAGAAGGAGCGAUUGGGACAAAUGGUACAGAGUCUGGAGCAGGAGCUGGCUGACAAACUCAAUGAGCAGCAGACUCUGCAGGACUACGUUUCAAAGUUGGAGCGUUCUCACACUCAGUCCUUACUGGAAGUGACAGCCCGCCAUCACCACGAGCUUGAUUUGGAGACGGAGCGUUUGCGGGACAGCCAGCUGCAAGCAGAAGAAGCGCUGGAGGCCAGGGAGAGGGCCCAUCGUCAGAGGGUGAAAUGCCUCGAGGAACAAGUGUUAACUCUGAGGGAGGAACUGGAUCAGGAGACAAGGAGACGGCACCAGUAUAUCAACCAGAUGCUGCAGCGCAGUGUUUAGGCAGAGACGCUGCAGUGAAGUAUGUAGCACCUCUGGCCUUCUCGCUCACUCUUCCCUCUGGCAGCUCCCCGACAACGUUAUGUUACAGGCAACCAGCGCAUUUGGAAGCACGCUCCCACUGGGCUCACUCCCACCCGCGCACAUGUGCUCGACGGCUUACAUUAAUCUGCGGGAAAAGUCAACAACAACAAACAAUGAGUGUUUUGUUUAUACGCGGACUGGAUGUGCCAAAUAGUUGUACGGAUUUCCUACAGCCCCGCUGCAGUCCAUGUUUAACUGUUUGUGCCGUGUCGUUUUUUUUUUCUUCUUCUUCUUCUUCUGUUGUUGUUGUUGUUAGUAUACACAUUUAUCAUAAAAAAAUAAGUAUUAAAUUCCGCAAUCAGGUUUUGAUAUUUAUUCUCGCACUCUUAGUUUCUGGCUGAUUUUUCCCGGUGUUUGGUUUGACUUGUGGUGUGGAAUCCUCUCUGAAACUGAUAGAUUUUGUCGUCGUAUUUGAUUGGAUUGAUAGAUAGAUAGACUUGGGUGACGUGUGUUAAUAAAAAGAAAUGACUUAGACGAAUUUAAAGGUGGUCGUUUUCUGUGAACUGAACCUCUGUGUUUGGCUCACACCAUAAAAAGCCUUUGUGAAUGCAGUGUUGUGGGUGAGAAAAUGACCUUCGCUCUCUAUAACCAGCUUCAUCUUCGGCGUUUUUCUUCUCACAGCUGUCAGUCCUUCGUGUGUCCCCCCGCAGAUCUUUAAUCUCCCCUUCGCUAGUUAGAAAGUUAGAAACAACAAAUGUUUUUCAUUCAGUGCGAUUGAAAGUAGCUUUAAUCCUUUACCCUUUCAUGUCAGUUUUUUUUCUUUCUUUUUCUUUUUUUUUUAACCAUACUUUUGGCACACUUUCCGCAGUGUUCACGUGUGACCUCUCGCUAUCUCACCUUGCGUGUCUCGGCUUCUCUGCACGGUGGGAGAAAAACUCUUGUCAGUUUCUUUAAAACAGCCCUUUGAUUAUCAUAGAUCCACCCAGUGGUUAUCCAGUUACCGGCCUCUUUUCAGCUAUUGGCCGCAAGCAGCUAAUUAUGCAAGGUAGUGAAUCCCUGUGGGGGAGGUGGGGCCAAAACUGAAAGAACUCCUUUGGCAGGCAGAAUAGAGCUUUUAUUGAGGAUAUUUCUAAGCUGACCAUCAGGGACCAAAUCACUGGAUUGUUUUUGAAAAAAAAAAAAAGAGAGAAAAAAAAAAAAAAGCGCUUCUCAGCUGAAUCACGCUGC
This is a messenger RNA of Cynoglossus semilaevis (tongue sole), 7492 nucleotides long. RefSeq names its product ciliary rootlet coiled-coil, rootletin family member 2 (gene crocc2). Lineage: Eukaryota; Metazoa; Chordata; Actinopteri; Pleuronectiformes; Cynoglossidae. Bases 500 to 6244 code for a protein of 1914 amino acids. The record is from RefSeq and is a predicted model, not a curated record. The transcript has 36 exons.